CUGCGUUCAAUACGUUAUACAUAAGCGCGUUUAUCUCAAUAGUGCUUAUCUAUUUUGUGAUACCUACAAGAAAUAUAAUGGAGCAAAAGACAUACCAAAAAGAUCAAGAUUUUGAUCUAAUUCGAAUCACACAUUAUAUAAAUCCGCAUAACUUUUGGUUCAAGCAUGAAUCUGCUUACUUAUUCAAUGCGGAGGAGCAAAACUUUCAGAUGGAAGUGAAUAAAUUCUGCGAGAUGACCUACGGCCGUGGCAAUAUAAAUUGUGGUGUCUACACCCCCAAACAAAAAGGAGAACUGGUAGCAGUGUUUUAUUUUCAAUUAUCUCGUUGGAUUCGUGCCGAGGUAGAUGAAAUCAUGCAGGAAUUGAACGGUCAAAUAAACUGUAAUUUGUGGGCCAUUGAUGAAGGAGUUCCAGUCAAGUCAAGCUGUCAAUAUAUCAAACCUUUGCCGGAAAGAUUUGGUUGUGCGGAAACUAGUGUGAAGCAUGGCGGAAUUGAGCUGAUUCUCCCAGCUGAAUCUGGAUACAACUAUUUGGAAGGAAGAUUGGUCACCAGUAUGAUUAAAGAAUGGUGUCCGGGCGUGGUUCGUGUUUUUGAAACAUGCAUCGAGGAAGCAGUGUCUAUAAAGUUUUGCAAUUUGCGACGACAUAAGGUUAAAGAAAUCGACAUUUAUUUUGGAACAAUGAAAAUCACUUCACACCAGAACGUGACUAAUAAUGCAACAGAUCUUUUGAAAAAAGCUGGUGGUGAGAUGGUAAUGCUGGUGGAUAAAGCAGAGUUCUACGAUAAAAUUUCUCGCCUACGAACUCUAGACAUGAAGCGGUUUGAAAAUAAUGACCGUAAUGAAAACAUGAAAUAUCAUACUAAUACUUUUCGGCCGGAAUAUUCCACUUACAGCAAACCACGAGAGAAAUUUCGGUUUCGUAAUAAUUAUAUUAUUGAGCAAGCUCGUGAAAAGUUCCUAGAAUGGGACAUGCGGAACACAGCAUCAUCCGUAAUAACAACUAAUGAUGCUAUGGCUGACUCUCUCCAGUCACGUACAUCCGAACUGCCCGAUGAAAGUACAAAUCUGGCUUCGAAAAUUAAAGGAAGACGGGUGCCCGAACUUGAAUACUCGGAACUAGUCAACGAAUCUUUCUCAGAUGAUGAAGAACCACCAAAAGUAGAAUUACAAAUACCGGAACAAACAAAACAGCUGAAACCUGCUUCAGUAUCUGAAAAUCGCACAGUUAUUCAAAGUAGCGCUCGAGCUUAUCAGCGACCAGAAAAUAGAACAUACGAUAAAAGCGUUUCUGAUUUACUACCUGCACUAAACAAAAUAAAACUUCGCCGUCAGCCAUAUGAUAUAAAACAAACAGCUAUGGCAGAGAGUUCUUUCAACAGUAAUAAGGCAACUGUUAGUGCGCCUUCGGCACUGAACAUAGUACCUGCUGGUUUCAAUUUAGGUAAUGUGGAAUUUUCAGCUGGAUCAGUUAUUCUUGGCGCGGAAAAAACUAGCAAUUUAAGCGAUAGAAAAGCAAUGUUGGAUCACUUUCAUAAAGACCCUAAAACUACUGUAACAAGUAGAACAAAGUUGCGCAAACACCGGAAGCAGCAACGUGGUUCAGAUGAUUUGGAUUCCUCUGUGGACGAGAAAAUUAUUAGAAAUAUAACAUAUACUCCUGUCAAAUCGUACAAUGAUACCGAUGAUCAGUGGUAAUAUUUACUACUAAUAGAAAUGUUGAUAUUUUUUUGUUAUUCCUUGCGUUUGAUUUUUUAUUUUUUUGUUUAUAAUCACAUGUGGAAUUAAACGAAAUG
Molecule: messenger RNA, 1795 nt
Organism: Malaya genurostris
Lineage: Eukaryota; Metazoa; Arthropoda; Insecta; Diptera; Culicidae
Exons: 3
Coding region: 78-1697 (539 amino acids)
Source: RefSeq, a predicted model, not a curated record